This is a messenger RNA of Melozone crissalis (California towhee), 779 nucleotides long. RefSeq names its product myogenic factor 5 (gene MYF5). Gene Ontology annotation, molecular function: DNA-binding transcription factor activity, RNA polymerase II-specific; protein dimerization activity; RNA polymerase II cis-regulatory region sequence-specific DNA binding. Gene Ontology annotation, biological process: muscle organ development; regulation of transcription by RNA polymerase II; positive regulation of myoblast differentiation. The transcript is spliced from 3 exons. The coding region runs from base 1 to 777 and encodes 258 amino acids. The record is from RefSeq and is a predicted model, not a curated record. NCBI's taxonomy places the organism in Eukaryota, Metazoa, Chordata, Aves, Passeriformes, Passerellidae.
AUGGAGGUGAUGGACAGCUGCAAGUUCUCCCCGUCCGAGCUCUUCUAUGACAGCUCCUGCCUCUCCUCCCCGGAGGGCGAGUUCCCCGAGGAUUUUGAGCCCAGGGAUCUGCCUCCUUUCAGCGCCCACGAGCCCCCCGAGCCCGCCUGCUCCGAGGAAGAGGAGCAUGUCCGAGCUCCCACUGGCCACCACCAAGCUGGUCACUGCCUCAUGUGGGCUUGCAAAGCCUGCAAAAGAAAAUCCACCACAAUGGACCGAAGGAAGGCAGCCACCAUGAGGGAGAGAAGGAGGCUGAAGAAAGUGAACCAGGCUUUUGAGACCCUGAAGAGAUGCACCACUGCCAACCCCAACCAAAGACUCCCCAAAGUAGAGAUCCUGCGAAACGCCAUCAGAUACAUCGAGAGCCUCCAGGAGCUCUUGAGGGAACAGGUAGAAAACUACUAUCACCUGCCGGGACAGAGUUGCUCCGAACCGACCAGCCCCACUUCCAGCUGCUCCGACGGGAUGGCCGACUGUGGCAGCCCCGUUUGGUCGGCGAGAGGCAGCGGCUUCGACGCCGUCUACUGCGCCGAGAUGGCUCACGGGUACGCCGCCGAUCAGAGCAGCGCCCUGUCCAGCCUGGACUGCCUCUCCAGCAUCGUGGACCGUCUCUCCCCGGCGGAGGAACCAGGGCUGUCCCUCCGCGACGCCGACUCCCUCUCGCCCAGCGCCAGCAUCGACUCGGGGCGGGAGACGCCCGGGACGCCGCUGCCCCGACGGACCUACCAGGCGCUAUGAGG